ACGUGCGUUGCAAACUCAAAUAUGGACACUUCGGUUUCGAAACCGGGUCCGCUAUAUUUUUUUAAGCGAGUUUUCAAUAAAAAAAAAAGUGAAACUAGUCGGACAACUUUAGUCGCGUUCGCCUUUCACUCGCGGUCUUGUUUAGAAAAUGAGUCUAAUCGAUUGUGCAACACACGCGAGACGUCAGAGUUAUCGACCCCCCGCGGAAUCGUAUCGUUUUGACAGCUGUGUUUGACGUGUCUCGACUUAUCGCACAGAUACAAAUGCCUAUCACGGUUGCCCAAGUUCCCGCGUACUACGUAUCCUUCGUUUGACGGCAUGUAACAGCACGUGGUUCAGAAUAACGAGGGAAUCCGUCGAAACAACAUCACCCAACAAUGUUCUCCCUCAGAAACGCUCUCUCCGUUUCCUUGCAGAAAUUUGCGAGAAAACUGCAUUUCUCGCAAACCCGGCGAGCAGCCGUAAUAAUAGAUGGUAAAAAAAUAGCGGAAGAGAUUCAAGACGAAUUAAAGGCUGUUGUAGACACUUGUAUAAGUGCUGGAAAAAAAAGACCGAAACUGGUCGCGAUAUUAGUGGGAAAUCAUCCUUCGAGCAAAGCAUACAUUGGUAGAAAAAUGCAAGCAGCAAAGUCAAUAGGAAUCGAAAGUUACACCAUUCAUUUGGGAGAGAACAUAACACAAGCAGAGCUUCUUAAGGAAAUCGACUGUCUCAACGGAGAUCCGUCUGUCGACGGCGUUUUGGUGCAGUUACCGUUGCCAAAGGACAUGAAUGAGAAAGAAGUGUGUCAGGCAAUAGUUCCUAAAAAGGAUGUAGACGGAUUUCAUUUAGAAAAUCUUGGUAAUUUAACACUGGACAACAGCAGCAUUAUACCAGCCACUGCCCUAGCUGUAAAAGAAUUAAUACUCCGAACUAAGAUCGAAACUUUUGGAAAGAACGCCGUGGUUGUCGGUAGAUCAAAACAUGUUGGGCUGCCUAUCGCACUAUUACUCCAUGCAGAUGGCAAAGGUGAAACAGGUGCAUUAGACAUGACAACGACCAUCUGUCAUCGUCAUACGCCUCAUACAGAAUUAGAAAAGUUUACAAAACUGGCGGAUCUGAUUGUAGCGGCAGCUGGAGUUCCCGGCUUGAUCACCAAGGAGAUGAUAAAACCGGGCGCUUGCAUAAUCGAUGUAGGAAUAACCAGGGUAAAAACCGCAGACGGUAAAUAUCGUCUGGUGGGUGACGUAGAUUAUGAUAGCGUGAAAGAAGUCGCUGGACAUAUCACACCGGUUCCUGGUGGUGUGGGCCCCAUGACAGUAGCAAUGUUAAUGAAGAACACAGUCACGACUGCUAUGAGAAACCAAGAAGAUGUAAAACAAUCCGUUCUUAUGAAAGAUAACGGAGUAGUAUAUUGAUAUUGAAAAUCUAUUCAAUAGUUAAAUGGAUUAAUUUUCGUAUUUUAUAUGUACGGUCAAAGUAUUAUUUUUUGUAACAAAUUUUGUAAAUAAACUAUUUUAAUGCUUUUUAA
Molecule: messenger RNA, 1507 nt
Organism: Pseudomyrmex gracilis
Lineage: Eukaryota; Metazoa; Arthropoda; Insecta; Hymenoptera; Formicidae
Gene: Nmdmc
Product: bifunctional methylenetetrahydrofolate dehydrogenase/cyclohydrolase, mitochondrial
Exons: 4
Coding region: 378-1394 (338 amino acids)
Biological process (GO): tetrahydrofolate interconversion
Cellular component (GO): mitochondrion
Molecular function (GO): methenyltetrahydrofolate cyclohydrolase activity; methylenetetrahydrofolate dehydrogenase (NADP+) activity; methylenetetrahydrofolate dehydrogenase (NAD+) activity
Source: RefSeq, a predicted model, not a curated record